Drosophila nasuta is the source of this 1459-nucleotide messenger RNA. RefSeq names its product protein lifeguard 2-like. Bases 266 to 1315 code for a protein of 349 amino acids. Gene Ontology annotation, cellular component: membrane. The transcript is spliced from 3 exons. The record is from RefSeq and is a predicted model, not a curated record. Lineage: Eukaryota; Metazoa; Arthropoda; Insecta; Diptera; Drosophilidae.
UCUUGUUUCAAGUUCGAUCGAUGAACAGAAAAGCUUUUUAAUGCUCAAAAUGGCGCGGUCUCUUUCAAACAAGUGGGCAGCGCUGCUCACGCGUUAUGUGUGAUUGGCAAAAAUGUAUAUGCGAAAUUCGACGAUCCACCAGAUAGCAAUUUUUUUUGGGCAAAAAGCACGGCAAACACCCACAAAAAACAAUUUGCAUAUUCAAAAGUGUAAAAGCGUAAAAACAACACGCAGCUGUGAUCCUUAGAUCUAAAAAAAGAUUAAAAUGAAUUAUGAACGGAUGACUGAGCCAGAAGAUGAAGAAAGAAGCGUUCAAAAUCGAAGUAAUGAUGAUGGCAACAACACUCGCCAAAUUCCGCAGGGAGCACAACAAAAUGAUGCAGAAAAUAAUCCGGAAGACAAUGUAAAAUAUUUUAUAUCAUCGCCGGCUACAGAACUUCAACAAAUAAUAAAUAAUAAUGGACAGAAUAAUAUCACACAUAACCUGACGGGCAACGCAAAAUACUAUAUCGCAUCAUCGACUACAGGCACUGUGACUAUUUUAACAGAAACUGUAUUUGGGUUUUUUGUUGCUCCUGAUUUACAUCCGCACAGUUUGGCGCUUUGUGACGAAAGCACCCAAAAACUCUUUCUUUGUAAUAUCUACACGAUACUGAUGACACAAUUACUUUUUACCACGGGCGUUAUAAGCAUUUUCUUAUACCACGAAGCAACAAAACAUUUCGUAUUGGAGAACAAAGAAGUAAUAAUCCCUGCUCUGAUUGUUAACAUUAUCAUAGUGAUUAUGACUUCAUGCAGUGAAAAAAUUCGUCGCCAACAUCCGAUUAAUUUAGUGGUUCUGAUCAUAUUCUCUUGCACCAUGUCACUAUUUUUUGGUAUAGCGACCAGCUUACUGAAGACUCACUAUCUGCUACUAAUGAUAACAGUAAUGACUGCAGUGAAUAUUGCUGCCGUGAUUAUAUUCGUAAUGCAAACGAAAUACAAGUUUACGCCUUGGAGAUGCGGUGGAAUUACCAUCAUAAUUUCUUUUCUAGCUCUUGGAUUGUCUGCUGGAUUUUUACUUGAUAGUUUCUGGGAAGCGGCACUAGGUAUUUUUGUUGCCUUGGUUGUUUGCUCAUCGAUAAUCUUCGAUGCACAGCGUAUUAUUUGCGGCUGGCAUACGUAUGAGUUCAAACCGAAUGAAUAUACUUUUGGAGCGCUAUCAUUGUAUUUCGAUAGCAUAGACUUUCUUAUUCCAUUCUCACGUGUUAAAAAACGUAGCCCAAUUCUUGUACUUUCUAAGCAGGAUUUGCCGGCCAGUCUACGAAAUGCAUAAUUUUAAAUUACCCAUAUAUGAUAUACUCAGGGAUUUCACACUGACAAUGUCUUCAAGCAAGUCAAUAGCGUAAACUUAAACAAAAAUCAAUUUCAAAAAUGGAAUGAUAACCAUGUACACACAGAAAAUAAAUGUAAUAUACUU